Melanaphis sacchari is the source of this 1134-nucleotide messenger RNA. RefSeq names its product factor VIII intron 22 protein-like. Gene Ontology annotation, biological process: vesicle cytoskeletal trafficking. Bases 46 to 975 code for a protein of 309 amino acids. Gene Ontology annotation, cellular component: early endosome. Lineage: Eukaryota; Metazoa; Arthropoda; Insecta; Hemiptera; Aphididae. The record is from RefSeq and is a predicted model, not a curated record. The transcript is spliced from 7 exons.
UAUAUAUCUAUUUAUAUAUUAUUUAAAUAAUUAUAAUAUUCUAAAAUGGCUGGUUUCAACAAUUCCGAAGAAAUUAUUUACCAUUAUAAAAUAAUACUAAAUAAAACAAAAAAAAAGCUUUUUAGAAAACUAAAUACAUUGGAACCUAGUGACCAAUUUGCCAAACUAGCAAAUUUUUGUCAAAAGAAUGAUAAACAUGAUUAUGCUGCUUUGUGUUGGCAAGCUGUGGCUAAAUGUGAAGAGUCGAUGGAUCACAACUGUGAACAAGCUGUUGCUCAUCAAAAAGCAGCCCGUCAGUUUUUUUCUGAAUUUAAGAAAACUGAGUCAUCUGGUUUAAUAUCUCCUUAUAAUGAAAAUUUACAAGCUGGGCUAAGUGAAAUGAGACAUGCAGAGGAUAGUUGGCAAGGGAACUCAUUUGAAAAUAUUUUGAAAACAUCGAUUCGUUUAGAAACUGCUGAAACUCUUGUUUCUUUAGGUAAAUUAGAUGAUGCAGCUUUUAUUGGAAGUAGUUUGAUUGAUGUGCCACAUGAAUGUCAUACACUUAAAUUGGCUAUUCUCGAACAAAUAACGUCCAUUCAAAUUCUUUCUGAAGAUUAUGAAGGCGCUCUAUUAACAUUCACAGAAAUCGCAAAUACUAUUUCUUGCAUAGAUAAUGACACCAUUGGUAUUUAUAAUGAUAUUUUAUUCAGAUGUGAAGUAUCACGAGUGUUUUUACUACUUAUACUGAAACCUACUCGCCAAAAAAUGCCAAGUGAUUUAGCUUCAGUGUUGGAAAAGUACAUGUGGAUUAAUGGAAAUUUUGAUUCACCAGUUCCUUAUAUAUCAGAUGUAAUGUUCCGCCUUCUUCGUUCUUUGGUAAAAGCAUAUCAACUUGGUGAAACCACCUGUUUAGAUACAAUUGAAUCUGAUUUUACUCCACAUUUAACAUCAGAACAAAGACAUUUAUUAGCAGUAUUAAUCAAUACACUUACAUAGCUUCACUUUUUUAUACUAUCUAGUUAUAUAUUUUAAUAUUUAUAGCUCUUAAAAAUCAUUAUUAAUUUGUUAUAUUAUAAGUUAUAUACUUAAUUGUAAUUGUUUUUUCUAAUUUUUGUAUAUUAAAAUAUUGUUAUUGUGUUGUAAAAGUGUUGUACA